AUGCUUCAAGGACGUGGCCGCGAAGGCUUCGUCCUCGCAAGCUCUCGCCCUGAAGUGCAACCGCCUAGGAGCAUCCUGAAGAAGCCUUCAUCAUCACGCACAAGCCCUUCGUCUUCGACGCCAUCGUCUCCGUCAAGUGAGGCCGCAUCGGACUCGCCCACUUCCGACCUCUUCGCCCUCGCCGGCUACCGACCGCAGCAGUGGUCUGUCGUCGGAAUCGCCAAAGCGCAUCAGCGUCCGUCUUCCGAUACCGGGAGGAAGGAUGUCUGCCUUAUCGUGACCUUGCUCUACGUGCCCACAGAGACUCUCUAUGCCUGGCCUUUCAACCUAUCCUCGCCCGAUGCCAAAGGUGUUUGCUACGAGACGCACUCCGCCGCAAAAGAGGGCGAAGCUACACGCAUUCCUCCCGAGGGAACGAUGAGCAUCAGCCUUCGGGUACUCGUGGCUGUCAUCCGCAACUGGAUGACCAUUCGUCAAGAGCGGUCAGCGCUGGCCCGACACCGAGGUUCUGUCAGCUCACUCACUAGUCUUCCUGGCAGCCCAGGGUCCUCAGUAGACGACGUCGUGGACAACGAUGAGGUGGUCGACGAGAUUAUCGACACCUUGCGACUUCACCAGCUCACACCCUUCGAGCGAUCGAUCUAUCUGUUGCGACAAGACCUGCCACAGGAGUCCAUCACGGCAAAUACUGCGCGACGUCCCAGCGAGAGUGGAUCGGUCCCGUCACCUGGAGCAGGGAGCGAGUCAAGUCUGUGCAGAUCCGAAGCAGGCUCGGACGAUCAUACGAGAGCGCGCGACGGUCGCACUUCGUCCAUCUCGAGUGUUGCGAGCUCGGCUUCUAUGAGCCCGCCGCUCUCCCCCGGAGCCGAUCACGCUUCGCCUCCCAUGCUGCCCAAGAUCAACACUGAUCUCUCAGCGGAACAGGACACUUCGGUUCCUCAGAUGAGCCUGGAGAACGACACUCCACGUGCAUCAGCCUUCGGGGAUCGCGAUCAGGUCCUGAAACGAGCUGCUUCAAGCCGUAGGCAGGACAGCAAGCUUGGCGGACGAUCGAUGGACACGGUGCGUGAGGAUGCUUCCGAGGACGACGGCAUGGACGGACGCACUCCCACGCACGACGUCGGCGGGCUAGCUGAGGCAUCAAUCAGCCCCAAGAAGGUAGUCGACGCUGUUUCGGAUGCCAUAGAGGCUGCUUCCCUGAGCAGCACGAGCUGCAAGCCCUCACCGAGCAGAGUGGUCUUCCGCGACCCUUUCCAAGGAGCGCUCCCACCCUCUUCCAAGCCCACCGUCCGAGCUGACAUCGUCGACGACGAAAGUCCUGAAACGCAAGUCACUUUCACGGCGAGAGGCAAGCCCAAGCUCAAGACGUCUUCGAAGCGCUCCUCACUCUCGGGCUUCCGCUCCAUCUUCCGUGGCCGAUCCCAGACGCAGUGA
Kalmanozyma brasiliensis GHG001 is the source of this 1434-nucleotide messenger RNA. RefSeq lists its product as uncharacterized. The record is from RefSeq and is a predicted model, not a curated record. NCBI's taxonomy places the organism in Eukaryota, Fungi, Basidiomycota, Ustilaginomycetes, Ustilaginales. The coding region runs from base 1 to 1434 and encodes 477 amino acids. The transcript has a single exon.